CCUCCGCCACCACAUUCUCAACCCCGCGCUCCCGUCCUGCCCCACCACCGCUCAAUCCACCUCCGGCCGCAGAUCCGUCGCUCCCUGUGCGCCAGCGCCGCCGCGCUUACUCGCGGUCCCAGCACACAAGCGUAGCUAGUCAGCCAAGAGAGAAGCGAGAGACUAAGAUCGACAUGUCAGAAAUCGUCAACAACCUCCUCGGCAAACUCGCCGACCUACUGGGCGACGAGUGUCAGAAGCUCAAAGGGGUGGAGCAUCAUGUGCAGUUCCUCGAGGAUGAGCUCAGCGCCAUGAAAGCUCGCCUCGAGGAGCUGGGGCCAAGGGAUGAACUCGAUCCCUCGACGAAGGACUGGCAGGGCCAUGUCAGCGAUAUGGCCCACAACAUGGAGGAUUGCAUUGAUGACUUCAUUCUCAAUCUUAGAAGUGUCAAUGCCAACGCAGGUUUUAUUGAGAAGGUCACUCAAUUUCUCAAGAACCUGUGGGUGCGUUAUCAGUUUACAAGCCAGAUUCAAGAGCUCAAGGAUCGUGCCAUAGAGACGAAUCAUCGACGCAAAAGGUACAAGCGUGAUGAUAGCAGUAACUCUAGCUCUGACCUUGUGGCUGUCGAUCCUUGGAUGCCGGCACUCUACAGAGAGGCAGCCUGCCUUGUGGGUAUUGAUGCCCCAAGGGAAGAGCUUGUCCGUUGGCUGACAGAUAGUGAGCAAGAACUCAAGGUGGUCUCUAUUGUGGGAUUCGGAGGUCUUGGUAAAACCACACUUGCCAAACAGGUGUAUGAUAAGAUUGGUGGACAAUUCAAUUGUAAGGCAUUUGUGUCGGUUUCCCAGAGACCAAACAUGGCAAGGCUCUUGACUGGGCUACAAUCAAAGCUCAAGAGAACAGAGCAUUGCUGCACUCAGGAGGUGCAAGAGGUGCAAGACAUCAUCAGCAAGCUUCGAGAGCAUCUCACACACGAGAGGUACUUCAAAUAUUGCUUACGUCUUGGUAUGCAUCCAGAGGACUACGAGAUCAUGAGGGAUGAUCUUGUUCGACAAUGGAUAGCUGAAGGCCUUGUGCGCAGUUUACCUGGGCUAGAUUUGGAGGAUGUUGCAAGGAGUUAUUUCAAUGAGCUUAUCAACAGAAGCUUGAUUCAGCCUGAACGGACAGUCGCUGGGGAUGUGAUUUCUUGCAAAGUGCAUGAUGUGAUUCGUGAUGUUAUUAUAAGCAAAUGUCAAGAAGAAAAUUUCAUGAGUAUGGUAUACAAUUCUGAAGACAUGGCAAGAUUGCAUGAAUGCAAGCCCAAGGUCCGCCGAUUGUUCUUUUGCUCGAGUUCUAAUGAUGCCACAAAUGGUACAAUAUCAAGGGCUACUGGUCUGUCGAAGGUUAGAUCGAUUGUGUCAUUCGGAGGGUCCAAGUACUUGAAUUCUUUAUUGUUUUCCAAAUAUCUCCGGGUGCUGCUCAUUGAAAACUGGGGUAUCACAGUUGAUCUCAGUGAUAUCAACCGCUUGUUUCAUCUGAGAUAUUUGAAGGUUACAGCAGGAAACAUAAAGCUUCCGUCUGAAUUGAAAGGACUAGUGCAUUUGGAAACACUGGAACUGACUUCUGAUUCAAUUCCGUCUGAUGUAGUUCAGUUGCCCCGUUUAUCCCAUCUGACUGCUCUAUGUCAUAGGCUGCCUGAAGGGAUCGGCAACUUGAAAUUACUGCGAACUCUGAAUGGGUUUCAGUUGACAGGUUGCUCCUCAGAGGAUAUCAAGGGCCUGGGCGAGCUAACCAAUUUGCGGGAGCUCUUUUUCGUCAUAGAAGAUACAACUGAAAUUGAUGAUGCUUUGGUCUCCUCCAUUGAAAAACUUCGUAAGCUGAGACAUCUCAGGUUUUCUCAUAACUGGUAUCUUGACAAUGACAGUCUGUCAUCAUUAUCCAAUCCUCCCCUCCUCAUCGAGACACUUCGGAUGAAAGGUAUCAUCACCUUCAGAAUUCCAAGAUGGAUUGGUGAUCUCCAUUGUCUCCAUCAUCUGGAGCUGUAUGUUAGGCAGACAUCGACUGAUGACAUUGGUCUUCUUGGAGAGCUGCCCUCCCUGAUGGAAUUCAAAUUAUGUUUGUUGCAUUUUGCUGCAAAUGGAGCUAUCAUAGUCCGCACAGGAUUAUUUCCAGCUUUGGAGUACUUUCAGACAUACUUUCAAGACGAAGAUCAUGAGCUACACUCUGCACAAGACGAUGUUAUGGCACACCUGUGCUUCGAGGUCGGGUCAAUGCCCAAGCUACAAAGACUCGAGCUACAUUUAUGGGAGGGGCACUGGGGCGGCGCUACCCCAGUCGGCAUAGAGCACGUGUUAGCUCUCCAGCAAAUCAAGUUGGGGUUCGCGUAUUGCGGCGAAGUGGACCGUCGUGCCGAGUCUGCGUUCAGGGACGCCUUGCAGGCGCACCCGAACCGUCACUCCAUUCGAUUCAAUUAGCAGCAAGAGCAGGCCGCAAUUAGUCUUUCGAUCGUCUUUUUUCCAUAGUAUUCAGUAUUAUUUUUCUUGCCGUUGGCUUUCUUGUAACCAUGUACACUCUUGAUGGGCACGGUGUAGGAGUUGUUUUCACACAUCCCUUUGUUCAUUUAUUUAUUCACUCCGUUAGUGCAGUGCCAAUCGAGCUAUGAGUUAUUUGGCCAAAUCAUAUACAGCGAUCUUAAGUUUCUUUUA
Triticum aestivum (bread wheat) is the source of this 2660-nucleotide messenger RNA. RefSeq names its product disease resistance protein RGA5. The transcript is spliced from 2 exons. The record is from RefSeq and is a predicted model, not a curated record. Gene Ontology annotation, molecular function: ADP binding. NCBI's taxonomy places the organism in Eukaryota, Viridiplantae, Streptophyta, Magnoliopsida, Poales, Poaceae. Bases 174 to 2429 code for a protein of 751 amino acids.